This is a messenger RNA of Diuraphis noxia (Russian wheat aphid), 1435 nucleotides long. RefSeq names its product pancreatic lipase-related protein 2-like. Gene Ontology annotation, biological process: lipid catabolic process. Gene Ontology annotation, molecular function: serine hydrolase activity; lipase activity. Lineage: Eukaryota; Metazoa; Arthropoda; Insecta; Hemiptera; Aphididae. The record is from RefSeq and is a predicted model, not a curated record.
AAUCGAUUUGUAUAAUAAUAUGUGUUGAUUAAUUGACUUUUUAUCUGUGCCGUUUCGCGGUUCGAGUGUGCUGAUCCGAGCAGCAGGUAGAACAAUAGGUAUAGAUACAUAUAUAAUAGAUUGUACAAUAGUCUGAAUGAGAAAACCACCGAGUCGCCCGACGAUAUUAUACAUCAUUUUCUGGUUGCGAUUCUAAAGGAGACCACUUACAACCUUGGUAACCUGCAGCUUCGAAAUUGUUGGCAAGAUGCUGUCGUCAAUCGGCAGCGUUCAGUUUUUCCUCCUUAUUUUCUUGCAGGUAUCGCACCACGUGUCAUCGACUCAAGUGAACUCGUUCGACGAUUUAUUUAACGGCAAAACAGGAAACAACGAAGUUAUGAUGGACUCUUCUCUCGUCAACGUAAACAAAUCUGUGACGUUUUGGUUGUAUACGAAAGAGCGCCCCAACCACAGUCGCAGAUUGGUGCCCGAGAAUCCGAAGUCUUUGAAGUCAUCGGGCUUCGACGGUGGUAAACCGACCAAAAUCUUGAUUCAUGGUUGGUUGGGUGAAAGUAAAAGCAAAGACAGCAUCUGUUGGAUUUUGAAGACUGAGUAUUUCGCGUUGUACGAUUACAAUGUGGUGUGCGUUGACUGGAGCAUGCUUGCGGUGGAUUUGCCGUACUUUACAGCCCGGAUGCGGUGCAAAGAAAUCGGAAACUAUGUAGGUGAAAUGAUAAUGACGAUGACGGAAAACACGCCACAGAGCAACGACGAUGUACACAUACUCGGUUUUAGCAUGGGCGCCCACAUCGCCGGUUAUGCUGGUAAACGACUUGAGGGAAAAGUGCACAGGAUCACUGGCUUGGACCCCGCUAGACCGAUGUUCUCCAGCAAACGGCCAGCCGAGAGACUCGACAGAACCGAUGCACAAUUCGUCGACAUAGUGCACACAACAAGUUUGGUGUUGGGGCAGCACAAGCCGAUAGGAGAUAUUGAUUUCUAUCCGAAUGGUGGCAAUGCGAAACAACCGGGUUGCGGAUACGAAUACGUGUACGGCGAGGUGUGUAGUCAUUUUAGAUCCUAUCAGUUUUACGCACGGUCUAUCCGGUCCAAAGAUGAAUUCAAAUCGAUCAAAUGCGACGAGUGGAAAGAUUACGAGCAGUCCAAAUGCGAAGAUCCUGAGAAUUAUACGUACAUGGGCGAGUUUGCAAAUUCUAAUUUUUCAGGCAAGUAUUAUUUGUCGGUCGAGUAAGCUGUGGAACUGAUGGUAUCGGUAUAUGGUAUAAAUAUUGCUCAGCUUUGUUUUUCCUUCAAAUUGGAUUUGUUUGUAAUGUAUUAAUUAUAGUAUCUAUAUUACGCAUAGUCACUGUAACAGCUUAACUAUGUACAACAUUAAUGUUUGUAAUUUAUAAGCAUAUUGUUUACAUUUUAAUUAAUUUCAGUGUUCUAAUAGUUU